GAACAAAAUUGAACGAAAACUGUGUUAGUGACUUUGAAAAUUAUUAAUUUGUAAAUGCGUUGUUUCUGUUACUAGGUGUGAUUGUUACAUAUAGGCUAAAAUAAUAUGACAAGAUCCGUAAUGAAAAGAUUUGUUGAUAUAACACAGAGUUAGACUAAAUUAGGCCUAACUUAGAAUCAUGAAAAAAGAAUUCAUUGCCGAUCUGGUGACUGUGGUAGAAGCUGAGAGAACAGUUGUAAAAGCCGAGAGAACAGCUUUAAAAUCUGAGAGAACAGCUGUAAAAGCUGAGAGAACAGCUGUAAAAGCUGAGAGAACAGCUGUAAAAUCUGAGAGAAAGGCUGUAAAUGAAGUUCCGGUUCCUACAAAAAGUGAAAUCAAACUAAAGACUGAUGCUGACUGGGGUGACUUAUCACAAUGCUUUGUCAAACUAAAAACUACAAAGGAAAUCAAAAUACCAACGAAAAUAGAAGAUGAGGGUCCAAAUAUUUUUCAAAGCGUCAGUUCAAAAUGUAUAUUGAACUUGACUCCAGUUGUCAAGCUUAAUAGAAAUCAAGAGAUAGAACUUGCUGUUCAAGAAGGGAAAAAUCAGUUAAUGAGAAAAUGUGUCCAGUCAGUUAUAUUGGAUAUGAAGUCAGAAGUUGAUCAAUUGACAGUCCCUGUUGUACUGGGUGAAAUGCGUGAAAUUCAUGAAUGCAUGAAGGAGUUGAUGGAAGUAAACGAUGAAGAUCACUGUGAAGACAAUGCGGAGCCCUUUGAUAAUGACGAUGAGCAAAGUACCUCUUCCGAGACAAACAGUAAUGGCAGGGAUUUUGAUGAAGAGAACCAACUAAAAUAUUCAAGUUGUACUUUUUUUGUUUGUGAUAAAUGCAAUCAAUGUUACAGGAGUAGAACCCUGUUGAAAACUCACUCCUGUCCUUAUACAAGCACCAAACAUUGCAAUAAUUGCUUCAGGACAUUUUCAGACGAAAAUUUCAAAACUCAUGUUUGCAAAGUGCAGGAAGGGAUGUUUAGAUGCAUUCACUGCCGUGAGUGUUUUAAAACUAAAAACCUUUUAACAAUUCAUGAAAAAUAUAACUGUUCUCAUGAAACUUAUACUUUUAAAUGCUCAGAUUGCGGAGAAAGGUUUCGUCUGAAAAGAUAUUUGGAGACACACAUUCGGAAGCACAAAGAUUUGCUAAACUUCCAUUGUGCAGUUUGUAAAAGAGCUUUCUGUCAAAAAUCCCACUUGGAAGUGCACAUGGCGUCACAUUCAGAAGAACGCCCCUACAAGUGUGACCAAUGUGACAACAAGACAUUCAAGAGACUGAAAUCUCUGGAACAUCACAAGCAAACUCACUCCGGUGUGAAAAGUUUUCAGUGCCAAGAUUGUGGCAAGUAUUUUUUCUCGUUGUUUCAUUUAAAGCAUCACAGAAAUAGCACACACGAGCGACAACAUGUUUCAUGUGGUCUUUGCAACAAAAAAUUUGCUCGUAAUUAUAAUCUGAAGCUGCAUAUGAGAUCUCACACAAAUGAAAAGCCGUUUGUUUGUCAUUGUGGAAAAGCGUUUGCUCAAAAUAGUUCGUUAACCUUGCAUAAACGUGUUCAUGAUGAUGUCAAACCUUACAAGUGUGAGAAAUGUAAGGCCAAAUUCAAACACUCCUCUUCUUUAGUGAUGCAUAUACGAUGUGUUCACACCAACGAAAAACCCUAUAAAUGUGAGAAGUGUAGCAAGACCUUUAGUCAAAAUAGCAACUAUCGCACACAUAUGAGAAUGCAUGCGAAAGAAUAUGUAAACUGUGGUAUGUGUGGAAGUAUGUACACCACCAAAGGAAAUUUGAAAUUACACAUGAAAAAUAUGCACAAUGAUCGUCUCUUUAAAUGUGGGGUUUGUAAGAAAUUGAUUAAGUCUAAGUAUGAGUUUCAAAACCACACCAAGAUUCACAUUAAAGGAAAUGAUUUGUAAUUUUUUUUUAGUUUUCCACAUCAAUGAAUCAAAUCAAAAUUAUGUGAACACUAGCAACAGUGCCCGUUGUGGUUAAAUACAACGGUCUCUAGUAAAAUAAUGGUUAUGAAAUCCAUACACCACUUUACUCGCUAAUAUAAAUGGUGCAGUUUAAGCACAUAACAUUAGAAUCAUACAUUUAACAUAAGGAACACACAUAAAUGCAAAUUGUUAACUAUUUAUAUAUAGAAUAGAUGGUUUAACUUGUCAACAAUGUUAGCUGCCAUGCCGAUUUGAUUGGGUCAAGUAACUUGAUCAAGUAGAAUAAGAAUAUCAUGCUAAACUGAUUGUGACAUCCUCUUGGAAAUAUGUACAAGUUUCACUGCUAUUUAGUGCCAACAAUC
Macrosteles quadrilineatus (aster leafhopper) is the source of this 2325-nucleotide messenger RNA. RefSeq names its product gastrula zinc finger protein XlCGF57.1-like. NCBI's taxonomy places the organism in Eukaryota, Metazoa, Arthropoda, Insecta, Hemiptera, Cicadellidae. The record is from RefSeq and is a predicted model, not a curated record. The transcript is spliced from 6 exons. Bases 179 to 1942 code for a protein of 587 amino acids.